This is a messenger RNA of Candida albicans SC5314, 486 nucleotides long. RefSeq lists its product as uncharacterized. The record is from RefSeq and is a predicted model, not a curated record. The transcript has a single exon. Bases 1 to 486 code for a protein of 161 amino acids. NCBI's taxonomy places the organism in Eukaryota, Fungi, Ascomycota, Pichiomycetes, Serinales, Debaryomycetaceae.
AUGCUUAGUUCUAAAAUUUAUUCCCUCGUUUUAUUAUCAUUAUUUGGAUUAGCCAGAUCAGCCGAUGAUGUAACUACUACUAUUACCACUACACCUUAUGUCACUGCUACCACUACCGUUGGAUUACAAGAAGAUAUUUAUGCCACUGAAUAUAUUUAUACCGAUGACAAUGGUAAAUUAACAACUACCACUGUUCUUGCCAGUACUGUCACCAAUCCGGCCGUGUUACAAGGAACUACACCUACUACUAAGCCAUCAGCUGAUCCCUCAAGUAGUGAUGAUAACAGCAACAAACCAUCUUCUUCAACAACAGCAACAAGUGAUAAUAGUGAAUCCUCACCAACUGGUUUCUUUACAGAAAUUAAAGUUGAAGUUCCAGAAGGUGUUUAUUCCACUUCAACCAAAUAUACCCAUACAGUAUUGGAUGAUGGUCAAACUGCUGCUCUUGAAUUAGUGGUGUUAUAUACAGCCUUUUGCGAAGUGUAA